CAGUCCCAUCUCACUACACCGCACUCCGGCUCCCCCUCUGUCAGAUAGAGGCUGCUCUCUCUCUCUUGCUCCCCCUCUCCGCCUCUGUCUGUCUCGUUUCCACAAGAGCCAGCCGAGGUCCCCCAGGGUCGAAGGUUCUGCCCUGCCCGCCCAGACUGCAACCCCCGCCGGCCGCCAAAAUCUGCAUUCUCCCGCAUGGAUCUGCGUCUUCUGACAGCGUAGAGGGCGACCCCGGAACACGUAUCAGCCAGAACGAAGAUUGCUGUGUGGUCGUGGUUCAGUGUGAUUGAUCCGGUCGUGUGCACGAGGUGGUUAUAGUUCUGAGCAGCGGUUCUGAAGGAUGACCGCUGAACAGUUCGGCCUUGGAUCCUGGUGAACGGUGUCUGAUGUCCGAACUGCGGAAGCAUGGCUCAUGGAAUCGCCUCUCAGGGCAAAGUGACCAUCACAGUGGACGAGUACAGCUCCAACCCCACACAGGCCUUCACUCACUACAACAUCAACCAGAGCCGCUUUCAACCUCCACAUGUCCACAUGGUGGACCCUACCCCGUAUGACACUCCUAAGCCAGCAGGACACACGCGGUUUGUGUGUGUGUCGGACACACACUCCCGUACAGAUGGGAUCCAGAUGCCCUAUGGUGACGUGCUGCUCCACACGGGAGACUUCACUGAGCUGGGCCUGCCCUCUGAGGUCAAGAAGUUCAACGACUGGCUAGGUGGUCUACCGUAUGAGUUUAAGGUGGUGAUAGCAGGGAACCAUGAGCUGACCUUCGAUAAGGACUUUAUGGCCGAGCUGGUCAAGCAGGAUUACUACCGUUUUCCCUCCGUGUCCAAACUGAAGCCUGAGGACUUUGAUGACGUCCAGGACCUCCUCACUAACUGUGUGUACCUCCAGGACUCUGACGUCACCGUCAAAGGCUUCCGGAUAUACGGGACGCCAUGGAGCCCGUGGUUUAACGGCUGGGGGUUCAACCUGCCCAGGGGCCAGUCUCUGCUGGAUAAAUGGAACCAAGUCCCUGAUGGCAUUGACAUCCUCAUGACCCACUGCCCUCCCCUCGGGUUCAGAGACUGGGUUCCUAAGGAGCUGCAGAGGGUGGGCUGUGUGGAGCUGCUCAACACGGUCCAGAGGAGGGUCCGACCCAAACUCCACGCCUUCGGAGGAAUACAUGAAGGGUAUGGCAUCAUGACUGACGGCUGCACAACGUUCAUCAACUCCUCCACGUGCACGGUCAGCUUCCAGCCCACCAAUCCCCCAAUCGUGUUCGACCUGCCCAACCCCUCCUCCAGCUCUUGAGAAUGACCUCUGACCCAGAGGGUGAAGUGGGGGUGCGGGGGUUGUCGGCCAGAAUAAACUACUUUUUUUUUUCUAACAAAUAAUGUCUAAAUAGUUAUACUAAGUGUUUCUCUCAAAUAUUGUUCUUUUGUAAGCUGUAAAGUGAAAAAGUGUGGGGAGGGUAUAGGGUUAGGGGUGGGUGGGUGGGCAGGUAAUAGGGUGCUGAGUGGUUAUACAAUCUAGCUAUUGAAGAAAAAAGCAGUCGGAUCUGUAAGAUAAAUGAUGCUUUGUGAAUUUGUACAAUUUCAUUAGUUUUUGGGGUUUGUGUUUGCUGGAAACAUCGGUAUUGGAUGCCAUUGUUGAUUUUGAACGUCCUUGUUUUUUGUGUUCGGUUUCAUUUUGUUUUCCUGGACAAUUCUGCUUUCUGAUUGGCUGACAGGGACGAUGCCUUAAACUAGCUUUACCGUUCUCAGCUAGAGCCUCACUCUCUGCAAGCUCAGAGAAAGACCUUAUUUAUUGUUAACCCAAUCAAACUACACCACACAGAGCAGGGAAAGAAAUCUAGCAAAUUAUACGCUUGAGAUAACUCUAACAUCUACCAUCUGCAAUUCUGAUACAUGUGGAGAAAAUAAAGUAUGUAUAUUUAUAUAGAUACUGUAUUCAUGUUGUAAAAUAUCUGUACUAAAAGUUGUUGGUUCAAAACAUCCUUUUGGGAUUUUCUUUCUUGUGUCUUUGCCUGGAUUUGAUUUAGCUUCUUCCUUUGCCACUCCCAUCAAAUGUUCUUCAAACGUUUCUUUAAUGUUCAUGUUUUACUCCCACUGUUAGGGUCUUUGAGUGCUAUUGGGGGUGGAGGCUUUUGUUCCAGUCCAGCAGGAACACACAUCACCCUAUAUAAUGUAGUUGUUUAUUUGAUGGAGGUUUUUUAGUGCUGGGCUGGAACAAAAGCCUGCCCAGGACCAGAGUUGGAGGCCCCUAAUGUAGAGGUUCAUGGAUGAGAGAGGAAAUGUUUUUAGAGUUUAAGACUCAAUAUCCGACAGGUGGUGGGGUUGGUUUUCUUUUACAACACACCUGCCUAAAAAAGUUUUAGUUGUCCUUUCGAUUGUAAAUCUGAUAGUAUUUGUGUUUUUAUAGCUUUCUUCUCAUUUUGCACUGUGUGUAAAUGCAAUCUUGCUAGCACAAAAUAAUGUUGCCAAAACCUGUCUCAACUUUGCAACUGUAAAUGCUCCUUUGCGCUCUGUUUUCUUUCUCUAGCUAUUUGUCUCUUCUGUUUCUCUGGCUGGUAGUUUCUUCCUUGUAGGUCUGGUCUCUCUUUCUUUCAGUUCAUUGUGAUAUAUUUAGCUGCUUUUAUAUGCAAAUAAAAUUGCAAGAUUUUUACUUAAGAA
Messenger RNA from Coregonus clupeaformis (lake whitefish), 2654 nucleotides. RefSeq names its product metallophosphoesterase MPPED2. Lineage: Eukaryota; Metazoa; Chordata; Actinopteri; Salmoniformes; Salmonidae. The record is from RefSeq and is a predicted model, not a curated record. Gene Ontology annotation, molecular function: hydrolase activity. The transcript has 7 exons. Bases 406 to 1293 code for a protein of 295 amino acids.